AUGAUAAUUCCAUCUAGGGGUCUUAUUCUCGUCAUGCUCAUGUUUAUCGGGAGGAGUUUCCUCAGAUCAAUGAAGAAGAUAGGUGAGAACAAGUUUACAUGGGUGGUAAAGAACUUCUCCUCGUUGCAGCAUGAAACUUUUCAUGAUUAUACAUUUGAGAUUGAUACUGAUGUGUGCAGCUGCCGCCUUUCAGUCACUCCCCAUGGAAAGAAACCUCAUCAAGCCUUGGGUUGGCGUAUGUUGAUUGCUUACAAUCCAUCAUUGCUUCCUGGACGUACAAGACAUUUUAGUUAUCGCCUAACUGUAGUGAAUCAACUUUCGGAAAACCUAUCACUUAUUCAAGAAGGACCGCACUGGUUUGAUUCGGAGACAAUGGAAUGGGGUUCUGUAUCCUUUCCUGGCUUUCCAUCACUUCGCAACAAAGAUGGUGGAACCCUAGUAAAUGAAGAAGUCAAGAUUCUUGCAGAGGUUGAUGUUCUUGAAUCUAUUGACAAGUUAUAUAUACCAAAGAAACUCGAGAAGACAACCAUACCUCAGAUCAAUGGAUUCCAAGUUCUUCCUUCACAAGUAGAAACCGUGCGGAGUAUCUUUGAGAGACAUCCAAACAUUGCUGUAGGGUUCCAUUCAAAGAACCAACAUCUGAGGAAAGCAUGCAUGAACUUUCUUCUAUGCUUAAUUGAGACCAUGUGCCAAUCACUUCAGGAGCUCUCCAGUGAGGAUCUUGUGCAAGCAGACGUUGCACUGACGUAUCUGAAAGAUUCAGGAUUUAAGUUGGAUUGGUUGGAGAAGAAGCUGGACCAAGUUAAAGUGAAUAAGGAGAAAGAGAUUACUUGUUUGGCCAUCCUACAAGAAACAGAGGAAAGUUUACUAAACUUGAAGCAAAAGUGUUCAGAGCUGAAGGCAGAGUUAGCGGAGACCAAAACUCCUCUGUCAUUCGAUGAUGUUGUUUGA
Messenger RNA from Brassica oleracea var. oleracea, 951 nucleotides. Its product is annotated as MATH domain and coiled-coil domain-containing protein At3g58410-like. NCBI's taxonomy places the organism in Eukaryota, Viridiplantae, Streptophyta, Magnoliopsida, Brassicales, Brassicaceae. Gene Ontology annotation, molecular function: protein binding. The record is from RefSeq and is a predicted model, not a curated record. Bases 1 to 951 code for a protein of 316 amino acids. The transcript is spliced from 6 exons.